AUGUCUCUUUCUUUAUUCGGUUUAAAAAACAACUAUUAUAAAAACGGUAUUUGGUGGUUCACAAAAAUACUAAAUAGAGCUGUAGGAGAAGAUAGAUAUGACAAAAUUCGUGUUUAUAGAAGAACACUUUAAAAUAAAAUUUAUUAUACUAGAUAAUAAAUGCUUUAUGAAAUAUUUAUUGAACAUCCAGAUAUCGCAUAACAUAUUGGUAUUUAUCCUAAAAUUGAUUCAACUCAUGGUUUCACUUAUUAAAAUACUUAUGAAAUGUAUAGAGAUUUCUAAGAAAAUACUCUUAAUUCUGAUGGUUCAUUCUCUUAAUGGAUUACACUUGUUUGUGGAAUUUAUGUCAUUCAUGUGAUAUAUAGUUAUUUGAUUCCAUAUUAUUGGGUUUCGACUCCUUUGAAAAAUGAAGAAUAUACCAGAUUAAGAAUGAGAGACUAUAUUGCAUCUUCUGUUUUAGAAGAAAUUUAUGGCAUUUAAUGGGCUGAAUGGGCAUGGCUCCCCCAUGAUUUUGCCUAUAAUAGAAUUAGAGGUAUUUAAGGUUAUAUGCACCCUGAUGAUCCUAGAGCUAUGUGCACAUCCACUUUCAAUAGAAGGCAUAAAUAUAGAGAACACGAAAUGGAAAGAGCUGGAGAUUUUAAUCAUAUGACUUACCCAAAAUGA
Messenger RNA from Ichthyophthirius multifiliis, 663 nucleotides. RefSeq lists its product as hypothetical. The transcript is spliced from 11 exons. Lineage: Eukaryota; Ciliophora; Oligohymenophorea; Hymenostomatida. The record is from RefSeq and is a predicted model, not a curated record.